Rosa chinensis is the source of this 2313-nucleotide messenger RNA. Its product is annotated as protein SRG1. The coding region runs from base 1247 to 2293 and encodes 348 amino acids. Lineage: Eukaryota; Viridiplantae; Streptophyta; Magnoliopsida; Rosales; Rosaceae. The transcript is spliced from 4 exons. The record is from RefSeq and is a predicted model, not a curated record.
AGUUAAAAGUAUGCAGCCACUUGCCCUUCCAUCGUCUCUCUCUCUCGACAAACAGCAGCCAUGUCUCUCUCUCUCUUCUCUCUCUCAACAAAUAGCAGUGUUCAUUAUGAUCUUUUCUUCCUCUCUUGCGCAAAACCAAUAGCCACCACCCUCCACAGUCUCUCUCAUAUUUCUUAGAUUUCAAGAUCUUCAUUUUGGGGGAAGCUGGGGGUGGCUUUUGGGGAAGCUGUAGUGGAAACGUGGAGCAGAGGCGCGGUGGGGAGAGUAAAGGAAGUCUAAGGAAGGGCACAAUGGAGCUUCGGUGGCUUGCUGGAGCUGCAGUGGAAGCGUGGAGAAGAGCUGCGGUGGAGGAGUGAAGCAGAGUGAAAGCUGCGGUCUAAUUUGGGAUCGAAUGCUUUCGGUGUUUAGGGAAAACCGCCUAGACGCCCGAACCGCCCAGAUGGGAGCCCAGGCGGCCACCUAAGGCCUCCGAUUACCCCUUACUCGCCUCGGUCUCUUGCCGCCCAGCGCCUGGGCGGCCAUUUUUUAGAACACUACCCUCUAUCAUCUCAUCAAACCCAAAAAUUAUAAGCAGAUCCCUCUUUCCUACAUCUACUACUACAACGAUAAGGCCUUCUCCAACUUUUUCAUCAAAACCCAUCAUCAAUUCCAAUGCUCUCAGAGGAUUGACUAGAUGGCCAAAGAAAAAAGCUUGAGCAACAUGUUCUGUGGCACUGAUGAUCAGUCUGGGUUUUGGCCAUGGUUUGAACAACAACAAUUCAAUUGAUGAUCAGCAUUCAAACGCAAUUCUGUGCCAACCAAUUCCAUAGCAUCAAUUGAAUCCCAACCAAUCUCAAAAGGAAAUUUAUUAACCACGAAAAUGGCAGAACCAUAAAGAUGAGUCGAACUUAAUAAAGAGCGACAAAAAAAAAUUGAACCGAAGUGGAACUGGAGUUGAAGUAAAAUGAAGAAAGGCCUUUGGUUCAGAAGAGAGACACGGAGGUUGAAGAUUAGAAGAGAGAGAAAAAUACCUUCAUUGGUGGAGGAGAAAGGAUGUUGUCCGCAUUGAUUUUUGAGUGUCAAUCACUAUGUGGCACUAUUCUAGACCAUUAGAUAUUGUUUUUAUGCGUGUCACUACCUAGUCAAAAGCUUAGGUAGGUUAGGUAGAUUAGGAGAGGAUCCUCUCCCCUUCAAUUAUAUCUCUUCCUUCAUUGAAGCCAAUCCAUCUGAAACAUACCCACCUGGUGUAGGCUUGAGCAUUUACAACAUGAGUUUAAAGGCACCAAAUGUACAAGACAUGGUGAGGAGUGACCCUUUUCACAUCCCUGAUUCAUUCCUUGCAGUCAGGAAUGAAGAAGACGAGCCAAAGAGUGUAGAUGCGUCUAGUGAUCUCUGUUCUGAGAUUCCUAUCAUUGAUUUUACUCUGCUUUCGAAAGGGCAGAAGGAGGAGCUUAACAAACUGGACCUGGCUUGCAAAGAAUGGGGAUUCUUUCAGGUGGUAAACCAUGGAGUAGAAACACAGGUGUUGCAGGGAAUGAAGGAUGCUGCUGCGAAAUUCUUUGACCUUCCAUUAGAAGAGAAGAGCAAAAUUAGUAUGUCAUUGGAUAAGUUUCAAGGCUACGGGCAAGCCUAUGCUGCUGCCAAAGGGCAGACCCUUGACUGGUCUGACACACUGUUUCUCAGUGUUUAUCCAUCUCAUAGUAGAAACCUUGAGUUUUGGCCAACAUCACCAAAAGGAUUCAAGGAAGCAAUUGAGGCAUAUUCUACUGAAGUUAAAAGGAUUGGAGAGGAGCUCUUAGGGUCUAUCUCUCAAAUUAUGGGGAUGGAGAAGGAUGCUCUUCUUGGAUUUCAUCAAGAGUUGGUCCAAGUUUUUCGUGUGACCUACUAUCCUCCGUGCUCCAAGCCAGAUAAAGUACUAGGCUUAAGUCCACACUCCGACACAAGCACCAUAACCAUACUCAUGCAGGAAGAUGAUGUUACCGGAUUACAUAUUCGAAAAGAAGGAAAAUGGGUGCCGGUAGAGCCAAUUCCAAAUGCUUUCGUUGUGAAUGUCGGAGAUAUGAUUGAGAUAUGGAGUAAUGGGAAGUACAAGAGCAUUGAACACAGAGCUGUGACGAACAAAAGCAAGGCAAGAUUAUCUUAUGCAACAUUUAUAAUUCCACGUAACGAUGUUGAAAUUGGACCAUUUAAUCAUUUAGUGGACCAGUCAUCUCGAAAGUACAAGAAAGUCAUAUACGGAGAAUAUUUGAGGAGUUCCUUGAAGGGAAAACUUGAGGGGAAGUCGCACACUGAAACAGCAAAGAUCGGAAGUUAAGCCGCAGAUGUUUUAAUUUU